UAACAUAGUGCCUUAGGUAUAAGUGAAUUGUUUAGAUUUCGUCGUUUGUUUCGUUUCGACUUAUAAAACAUCUGGGAUUAUCCACUACAGCAUCACCAAGUUGACGAUGAGAUCCAGUUCAAUUACAGAGGCCUUCCCUCCAAUAGAUUAUUAUGACCGGGAGAAGAUUCUGCCACGGCCUCUAGUGCUAGAUCGUGUCAUGGAAGGCCGACCAUUAGUAUCUCGAAGCAGGCUACUUCAAUUACCGUCCGAUAUUUUAACUGACAUAGUCAAUCUAUUAAUUGGCGACAAGUCAACUCUGGCCUCUUUAGCUAAAGUCAAUAGCGAUUGCAGACAGUUGGCUCGUUCGAGCCAGUUUGGCAAGAUCAAGUUUAACUACGCCAACUCCCGAGCUCGGCAGUUACUAUCGAAGCUUGGCCAAGAGCAUAUAUCUAGAAGGGAUAAUAAUAAACAAGGUCCAACCAUCGGAGCUUGCGUGCGAUGGAUCCUAACGGCUUCACAGCCAGACUUUGUAAUUUGCUUCAUGAGAGAUGAAUCGUUUCAGACUACGAAUAGGGAAACCUCAGCACAGCGUGAAGAGCAAGCUCACCAACAAUACAAGUUGUUACGUGCCGAUGUUCAAAGAGUUAUCUGCUCUGCUCUGCCUAACCUUGAGGUUAUCGUUUGGCAUGACACAUAUCCUAUGGAAAUCUCAUUUUUUAAACACAUAAUGGAAUCACCGGCCCGUCACCUAUGGCUCAGACGACUGCCUAUCGAGAGACAAACCAUCGUUACAUUCUUAGAGGAACGUCCUAUACCGCCAACUUGGCCAUUACGCUCCCUUGUCAUAUCUCUGUAUUUAGAGCUUCUGCCACGAGAACCAGCGCGAGAGGAGACUCACUUCGAGCUUGCGCCGGCUCGGUUCUUCGAUUUACUUCUUCGAUCGUGUGCACCUACUCUCGAAUCCCUAACCUGGCUGCUGAGAAAUAAAUCUAUUAACGGAAAGCUCAUCCCUCAACACUCUAACGACGAGCUCAUAUCCUUUCCUCAUCUCCGUCUCCUAAGGAUUGGCGACUUGGGGCCGCCUCGUUCUAUACUUCCAUCAUUAUUCAGCGCUCCUCUUAGGCACCUCUCAAUAGAUCCACAGCCUGACUUUGAGCUUCGUGAUAUCCUCGCUGAUUGCGGUACUUUCUCGGAUCUCGAGACGUUGGUCGUCCAGCCUCUCCCUGAAUCCAGGGAAGACGCAGAAUUCAUCGCGGGUUUUAUUGCGAGGCACGAUACGGUAAAGAAGCUACAAGUAUCAGAAUACGUGCAGGCGCGUGACGAAACGGCGCACCUUGACGCGUGUAUCAUCCCGUUGUUCUAUACGGGGAGGUUUGAGCAUCUUAGGACUCUCUCCUUGGCGUGGGGUGGAGGUGACUACAGCAAAAGGGAGCAGUAUACCAUUUCCGUGUCGGUGGCCUCACUAACGGCUAUCGCCUGCCUCGCGUCCCUUGAGGAGCUAAGCCUCGGCGCGGCAAUCGAGGCUGGGCCGCGUUGUCACUGGCUGGUCGACCACGACCAGUUACGCGAUAUCUUCUUCAAGCUAAAGAAACUAAAAGGACUCGCUCUCUACCACGAGAGAUAUCCCUGGGAAGUCCUCUCCAAUUUCGAAAACCACCAGCGAUAUUACGUGGACCAGUCGUUUACCGACGACGAAAUAUCCGACGUGUUGGCUAGACUCGAUCUCGAGGAAGACCCGGCGGAGCUAACCCGCAUCGUGGAUGAAGGAGGGGACGACAUCGAUAGGGCGUUGACAAUGUGGGAGGUCCUUCAUCGCAAUCGCAUGCUUAAGCUGACGGAGGCCUGGGCUGCUGCGUUCCCUAGCCUAAAGUGGACUUACUUUGGUCAAUGGUUUAUGGGUGUUAAGGAGGAGCUGGGACUGGGGGAUCCGGGGCGGAAGAAGGCGGUGCCGCUGACGGAGAGGAGGUCUGAGCAUUGCCAGUUUCUCGUGGAUACGUUUACUAUAGCGGGGUUUGAGGGGUGAUUUUUAUUAUGUAUGUGGUGUGACUGGGUAUAGGUAGAAAGGCGAAAGAAGACUGCUCGUCGUCGCGGAUAGGUCGUUAUCGUGAAUGUUACUACAAAUAUAAAUAAAGUCGGGGGCAUUAUUAUCUUUUCAGGCGUUUAUAGCUUUACAAUAUGAACAGUAAAGGGGAAAUGGAUGAAUGUAUCAUUUUUAACUCUCCCUGUAACUACAUAGCACCUAAGUAACGUUAAGAAAUGUAUUAAUGACUGG
Messenger RNA from Daldinia vernicosa, 2254 nucleotides. RefSeq lists its product as uncharacterized. The transcript has a single exon. Lineage: Eukaryota; Fungi; Ascomycota; Sordariomycetes; Xylariales; Hypoxylaceae. Bases 107 to 2005 code for a protein of 632 amino acids. The record is from RefSeq and is a predicted model, not a curated record.